UAUUUCUAUCAUACACGAUAUUUAAUUUACCCCCUUUUUUCUCUUUUCAGCUACUCCUACGAAUUAAUUAAAGAGAUCGCUGAUUUCUUUUUGGAGCGCACCACCAUUCGUCCCAAGGUUGGCAUAAUUUGCGGUUCGGGUCUAAACUCGCUGGCCGAUCACAUCACAGACACGCAAGCCUUCGACUACAAGGACAUCCCCCAUUUUCCCGUCUCUACAGUUGAGGGUCAUGUGGGACGCAUGAUUUUUGGCUAUCUAGAGGGCAUGCCUGUGGUGGCCAUGCAAGGUCGCUUCCACAACUACGAAGGUUAUCCGCUAACCAAGUGUUCUAUGCCUGUGCGCGUCAUGAAGUUAGUCGGCAUUCAAUAUCUUUUUGUAACAAAUGCUGCGGGCGGUCUAAAUCCCAAGUACAAGGUCGGCGAUAUCGUCAUCGUGCGUGAUCACAUCAAUAUCAUGGGCAUUGCUGGCAAUUCACCACUGCAAGGACCCAACGAUCCACGUUUCGGUCCCCGUUUCCCGCCCAUGAAAAAUGCCUACGAUCGUCAUUUGGUAGGCAAGGCGCGAAAGGUUGUACGCGAGAUGGGCAUUGAAAAUGAUGUGCACGAGGGUGUCUUGAUUUGCUUGGGUGGACCCAACUAUGAAACGGUGGCAGAACUGAAAAUGCUACGCAUCAUGGGCGUCGAUGCAGUGGGCAUGUCCACCGUCCACGAAGUGAUAACCGCCAGGCAUUGUGAUCUCACCGUAUUCGCGUUCAGUUUGAUAACAAACAAGUGUGCGACCGAUUACGACAGCUGUGAAGAAGAUGCAAAUCAUGAGGAAGUGGUUAUGGUGGGCAAGUCGCGGCAGUCUAUUUGCGGUGAACUAGUGUGUCGAAUGGUAAAGAGUCUGGCAGAUGACAUCUCUCAGAAGAAUGGAAGUAAAUGAUUGACGGCAGCAAUUAGACUAGUGAAAAAAAGGAUAAGAAUAUUAGCAAAAAAGUGAACGUGUUUAUACUGCAACUGCAAUUCAUAAUUAUUUUUGUAUGUAAGUGCGAGAUCACUGGAAAUUCAUUAUCAUGUGGACGUAAAAAAAAACGGUAUUUUAGUAGUGUAACGUUGGCGAUUUAUAAUAUAGUUGUAGCUUUAGUUGUAGUUAGCUAUUGUUGCUACAUUGUAGCUAUUUAUUUUGAAAAUUUCUCCUAAGAGAGUUUAAGUGAAACUGUGUAUGACAAAAUCGAAUAGUAUAUUGCACAGGAAUUUCUUUUAUUUUUAAUAAUGUGAGUGCAUUUUUUGCCACGCAUUUAUGUAUUUGUCUUUACCUUCGGCUAAGCAAAAUAUUUAUACGGUUAACUAUCUAACUUAAUAUAAAGUUAGCAAAACAUAAAAUGUUUUAACCAAAUAAAUUUAUUUGAAGCGACUAAACUAUG
This is a messenger RNA of Rhagoletis pomonella (apple maggot), 1405 nucleotides long. Its product is annotated as purine nucleoside phosphorylase-like. The annotation marks the transcript as partial. The record is from RefSeq and is a predicted model, not a curated record. Gene Ontology annotation, molecular function: purine-nucleoside phosphorylase activity. The transcript has a single exon. Gene Ontology annotation, biological process: nucleoside metabolic process. Gene Ontology annotation, cellular component: cytoplasm. Lineage: Eukaryota; Metazoa; Arthropoda; Insecta; Diptera; Tephritidae.